Molecule: messenger RNA, 1293 nt
Organism: Nematocida homosporus
Lineage: Eukaryota; Fungi; Microsporidia
Product: uracil-DNA glycosylase
Exons: 1
Coding region: 1-1293 (430 amino acids)
Biological process (GO): base-excision repair; base-excision repair, AP site formation via deaminated base removal
Cellular component (GO): mitochondrion; nucleus
Molecular function (GO): uracil DNA N-glycosylase activity
Source: RefSeq, a predicted model, not a curated record
AUGUUCCCGUUCGGUCAUUCCAUGAAUACUACUAGUAACUUAGAUAAGAGUGGUGAUAAUUUAGAUAAGAGAAAUAGUGAUUCAGAUUGUACCACACCAGGUACACGUAGUAUUAAGCCAUCUAAACGCAAUAGUACGUCCACAAGUGCUAAGUCGAGUAAUUUAGGCACACUUGACACUAAUUUUAGUACAACCACAACUAAUGCUAAUUUAAAGAACUGGGUUAGUAUAGUACGUAAUAAUGUGUUGGUAGAUAGUGUUAGUAAUGUUAUGAUAGGAGUAGUAGAGAGUACUACUGGUGAUAAUAAGUUAGUAGAUAGUGUUAGCAAUGUUAUGAUAGGAGUAGUAGAUAGUACUAAUAGUAAUAAUAAGUUAGUAGAUAAUACUACUGGUGAUAAUAAGUCAGUAGAUAAUACUACUAGUAAUAGUACUACUAGUAAUAAUAAGUUAGUAGAUAGUACUACUAGUGAUAUUCCCACCAAUAUUAUUGCUACUAGUACAUUAGAUAGUAUUAAGAUGGGUGGCAGUAAUAAGUUGGAUGAAGGUGGUAUUAAGACCGAAGAAGAUAGUAAUAAGAUAGAUAAGUCGAAUUUAAAGCAAUUGACGUGUGGUGGCGAGGCAGGGGGUUGUGAGUUGUGCCGGAUUCAUUUGCAGCCACGCCCGGGUUGGCAGCAGUUAUUAAAGAGUGAGUUUGAAGCAGAGUACUUCCAGCGAAUUGUCUUCCAAUUACACCAAACACUAUUCUAUCCCGCACCUAAACACUUGCUACGAGCUCUUAGUUUCUUUGAAUGCCCCGAGACUAAAGUAGUCAUUCUCGGCCAGGAUCCUUACCAUGGCCCUGAUCAGGCCGUCGGCUUAUCUUUUUCCGUUCCCACCGGUCGUAAUUUACCGCCUAGUUUACAAAACAUCCGUAAAGAAAUCCUAGCUUCCACCGGCCAGGCUUCCAUUUGUCCCGGCGGCUCACUAGUCAACUGGGCCAAACAAGGCGUUCUCCUACUUAAUACCACCCUUUCAGUCGCUCCUCACCAACCACGCUCCCAUGCACAUUUCGGCUGGCACCAUUUCACCGAUCGCAUUAUCACUCUCCUUAACCAAACACCAGGUCUCGUCUUCUUACUCUGGGGUAAAGACGCCCAAGAGAAACAACUCCUUAUCAACCCCCAAAACCAUCUCAUCCUCACUUCCCCCCAUCCCAGUCCCUUCAGUGCCCGCCGCGGCUUCUUCGGCAACAACCACUUCCAACUCACCAAUGAUUACCUAAUCAAACAGAACAAACAACCCAUCCAUUGGUAG